Molecule: messenger RNA, 2214 nt
Organism: Caenorhabditis remanei
Lineage: Eukaryota; Metazoa; Nematoda; Chromadorea; Rhabditida; Rhabditidae
Exons: 7
Coding region: 1-2214 (737 amino acids)
Biological process (GO): nucleobase-containing compound metabolic process
Molecular function (GO): 3'-5' exonuclease activity; nucleic acid binding
Source: RefSeq, a predicted model, not a curated record
AUGAGCGACUUUAUGAGUAACACAAAUGCAUUAAAUCUUUUACACAAUGCAGUCAAAAGCUACGAGAAAGAUGCAGCGACUUUCUACAUGGCUAACGAGAAAGCCACUUCAAAAUUCACUGGUCGCUUCGACUUUAAACAUUUUGCAAAGAAGAUUUUUGAUCCAAUUGAAACGGAAAUUCUCAGUAAUUUAUACGUAGAAAUGCUCGAAGAAAGUCACGCUUACAUGAAUGCACAUCAGAAGACGCGAGUCGGUGCACAAGGAUUUCAACAUUCUUUUGUCACCGUUCCCGAAUUGUUGCUCAACAUGAUACUCGCAUACCAAUUGCCGCAUCAAAAGUUUGUCCCGUUUGAUAAAGAAAAGGAUAAACAGAAAGAAGAAGAACAAGGAAUUGAAGGAAAUCAAGAGGAAAAAGUUGAGAAAGAUAAACCAGAAACGAGUGGAGGAGGAGAAAGUAGUGGGGGAUCGAGGAAGAAGCGUAGGAACAGUCAAGCAGCGAAACGUGGCAAAAAUGUAACAAUAAGUCCGAGAGUUACUUUGACAACGGAAUUAUCGGCUAAGCUACUCGAUCAAAUGCUCGAAAUACCAUUGUCGCCUGAGUCGAAGUUGUGGAAGACGGCGAAGUAUGUAUUGUGUCCAUCAAAUUGCCCAAAGCAACUGGCGUUGUUCGGAGAAAUUAUAGCCAAAAGUACGAAAUCUGGGUUGAUAAGUUUCAACGCUCUAAACUUCUUUAUGCAUGAUCAAGUCAUCAAUAGGCAACUCGAAGAUCCUAUCACGAUUCUCCAUGCUCUCUACAUAGGUCCACUAAACUCGCAGACUGUUGAGGUGUUUGCCGCCAACCGGUCUGACCAGUUCCGUCAGAGAUGUCGAGAAGUUCUGAGAACCGCCGUGCACGCAUCAAAAGACCCGUUAACUUUCAAGUUGAGCAAGCCCGACUUCAUCUCGAAAACUCAUUCGGAUCGUGUGAAAUAUCGCGAUUUCGUAGAUACAGUUGAACAAUUAGUGAGGGAUUUGAAUGGUGAAUAUCAAGGAAGCACUGGAAUUCACACCGGCUGGGCAUGUGCCGCGAUUAAGAAAUUCGGUCAAAAACGAUACGUUGACAAAACGUGGAAAGACGAAAACUACUACGAUUUGAUAUGGACGGUGCUCGCCCAACGACCACAUCUCAAAAAGUUUGUAGUCGACGUUUUGGAGAAGAAUUUCAGAGAUUUCAACGCGGCUAGAUUUUGGCGGAGAAUGCAGCCGUAUCAGAUGAAUGCGACGCAAAUAUUCAAUCAAAAUGUCUCAACCGAAGAUCCAUUGAAAAUGAGCGACGAGUUCUUGAAUUUCCCUCCUCAGAUGAAACACAUUAUCAUUGUUUCCACUGAGAAAGAAAUGAGAGAUCUGCAAAUGCUACUCGAAUACAAAGUGUCUCGCGAAGAAAUAGUGUACGUUGGUGUAGAUGCUGAGUGGAGUGCUUAUGUAAGCCCAAGUCGAGCAACAAUUCUUCAAAUGGCUCUCUACGAUUGCACAUAUAUCAUCGACCUGGAAUCGGCUGCCAUCUCUCCAGAUACCUACAAUCUCGUUCUCUCUUAUCUGUUCUAUACACCUGAAAUCGUCAAAAUUGGUUUCCAAUUCAACGAGGAUCUUCACCAACUACGAGCGGCUUUCCGUAACUGCAAGGAACUCUACAAACCGAACAAUGUAGUUUGUGUCGGAAAGUUGAUAAUGGACUUAAUGGAUGAAGUUGGAAAGCUCGAAUUUGGAGAGGACUUCAAACGUGAUUGGCUUCCAUUUAUGAUAGAAGAUCCUUCGUUGACAAGUGGAAAAGACAUCGGAAAUACUAGUCUCGACGAAUCAGGAAAACAGGCGAACACGAGCUCGAUCGAUUUGAAUGAAUCGGUUUCGAAUGAAUCUGUUGAAGGGGGACCUUCCGAACCGAAACCAGUGAAAGAAGACGGUAAACAACAGUUUUUGAACAAGGGACUGUCUUACAUCUGCGAAAAACUGCUAGGGAGACCACUUGAUAAGACAGAACAAUGCUCCGUUUGGGAUAGAAGACCACUCAGACAUCUUCAGCUUCGCUACGCCGCAAUGGACGCAUAUUGCAUGCUGAUGCUAUAUGAUAAGUGUAAAGACGUAUUCGCUAAGCUUGGUUAUGAUGUGAGAGAGUUUCUCGCGAAACAAACUCCUAUCAGGAUAUCUCUCCCUCUACUCAGUGAAGAACAACUAUAA